Molecule: messenger RNA, 1320 nt
Organism: Raphanus sativus (radish)
Lineage: Eukaryota; Viridiplantae; Streptophyta; Magnoliopsida; Brassicales; Brassicaceae
Product: ethylene-responsive transcription factor ERF113
Exons: 2
Coding region: 422-1126 (234 amino acids)
Biological process (GO): ethylene-activated signaling pathway; regulation of DNA-templated transcription
Molecular function (GO): DNA-binding transcription factor activity; DNA binding
Source: RefSeq, a predicted model, not a curated record
UCUAAUUGUGCGUGACACUGCUGCAAAAACAUGCGAAGUAAGAUCACAAGAUAUGGAUCGCAAAAAUAAAAAAGAGAAAAGAGAACUAUGAACUCAACGAAUGGUCCCACCCCGCACCGUUCCAAAGUUUUUACUUAUUAUCAUCAUAUAGCUAUAACAUAAUAUCAUAUUUUCUUGUAAAUCCUUCUAUAUAUAAACCCUUUUUCAACUCUACUUUCCUCAUAACAUCAGCCUAGGCUAAAGAAAACCCUUAUUUUUCCUCCCAACUUCCUCAUCACUAAGGCAAGCUCCAUGCUCUAAUCAUUCCUUACACUCACAUAUAGGUGCUGUGCUGUUCUUUCCCGGUGUGUGUGUGUGUGUGAACACAUAGCUUGUUGUAAAACUGGAUAGGAGGUAUGGUAAGGAACCGGUUCCACCGGAAAUGUCGGCGGCGGAGAAUCCGUCUUGGAAUGAGUCUGAUGUCACCGCCAUGAUCUCAUCUCUCAGCCGUGCCAUCGAGUAUCCGGCAACCGACGGACAAGAAAGGUCAGACCCACCGGUCAAACAAGAGCUUGAUAAGCCGGAUCAACUACAACAAGACCAAGAUCAACCAAGAAGAAAGCACUAUAGAGGGGUCAGGCAGCGACCAUGGGGAAAAUGGGCGGCCGAGAUCCGUGACCCAAAGAAAGCAGCCCGUGUCUGGCUCGGGACUUUUGAGACAGCAGAGGAAGCCGCUUUGGCCUACGACCGAGCCGCCCUCAAAUUCAAAGGCACCAAGGCUAAGCUAAACUUCCCACAACACGUCCAAGCCCCCUCAACCACAACAUAUUUCGCAUCUCAAUCAGGCACUGACCAUUCCCCAAGAGAAGGUAGUGAAUUAAUGAACUCACCUCCUCCUCCUCCUACUACUAUGUGGCCAACGAACUAUAACCAGGACAUACUUCAAUACGCUCAGUUGCUUACGAGUAACAAUGACGUUGACUUAUCGUACUAUACGUCAAGUCUUUUAAGUCCGCAGCAACAGCCUCUCUCAACGCCUUCUUCAUCUUUUUCCUCGUUAACCUCACAACAGCAGCAACAACAGCACCAGCAGGGUGAAGAGGAGAGUAACUACAGUUACCACUAUUAUAACUACCCAAGAGAAUAAUCUUAUUAUCGUUGUUGGUCAAAUUAGUCUCAUAAAUUACAAAUCAUUACCAUGUUCUCGUUUCGGUUUUUAUUUUCGUAACCUUUGUUUGCUAUUUGCUAACGGGCACCGGAAAUUCUAAUGAACGAGAGAUAUGUGUAACAUCUCGUCUUUAUCUUACCUGUUACAUCUAUAUAAAAUAUAUUUUUCAUGGA